Impatiens glandulifera is the source of this 968-nucleotide messenger RNA. Its product is annotated as glycine-rich cell wall structural protein-like. The coding region runs from base 230 to 778 and encodes 182 amino acids. The transcript has a single exon. The record is from RefSeq and is a predicted model, not a curated record. NCBI's taxonomy places the organism in Eukaryota, Viridiplantae, Streptophyta, Magnoliopsida, Ericales, Balsaminaceae.
AGCAUGGACAUCACUACUUCUUCUUCAUCAGGAAAAGAAAAAAGAGAUCAUUCAUUUAUAAUCCUCGAUCCCCUCCCUCCCACCAAGUUGGAUCAUUACAAGAAGCUACCAACAACAACAACAACAACUAAUCUUACCUGUCAGUUGCUGCAACUAACUUAUAACCAUCAAUGAACACCUUUCUUCUUCACUAUAAAACCACAAACAUAAUACAUUUCCACUAAAAAUAAUGGAGAAGAAACCCAUUACCUUAUUCUUCCUUUCCCUCAUCUUCUCCACCACCAUCAUUUCUGCCAGGCUGACCUUGCCAGAUCACCAAUCAGCUGCUGCAGGGGAUCAUCUUGACAAGAACAGUAAAUCCAACGAAUUAGUUCAUGUAGACAACAACAACAACAAGAAGAAGCAAAACAAUGGCGGCAGUGGUGGUUAUCAAUGGGGCUGGGGUUGGGGUGGUGGAGGUGGUGGUGGCGGCGGUGGAGGUGGAGGUGGAGGAGGAGGAGGUGGUGGUGGUGGCGGAGGAGGUGGUGGUGGAGGGGGAGGUGGAGGGUAUUGGAGAUGGGGAUCAGGAUGUGGAUCAAGAUCACAUGGAGAGAACAAUAAGAAUAGGAAUAAGAAUAAGAAGAAGGGGAUAGUUUAUGGAAAGGACUACAUAAUUGGGGAAUAUGCAGAAUGUAUGGGAGCAGGGAGAUGCCAUAGGAUGAGAUUGGAUUGUCCUCUUCAUUGUGGAGGGCCUUGUUUCUAUGACUGCACUUACAUGUGCAAAGCUCACUGCAGAUGACAUCCUUAAAAAUUAAUUAAACUAGGAUUGAUGAUCAUCACCGACCAUAUCUUCUUUGUUUUCAGCUAAUAAUAAUUCCUGGGUUUUGUUUGUUUACUUGUUUUAGUCUGAUUGUACCCUUUAUCUGCUUAUGGCCUGCAUUGACUAUAUUUGUAAUUUUGUUUGAUCAAGGUUUUUGUGCUUAUCAUUA